CGCACCGCAAGACCUCUCCCAACAGCAGUACGCCCCGUCAUUAAAAUUGCCCGUCUCUUCCUCGCGUCGAUAUUCGCCAUCGGAUGAUUAUUUUCAUCAUCAAAGAUCUUCGUCACAACAACAAAUGACACCACAGCAUGAUAUCGUUUUAUAUCCUGACACACCCCAACAUCAUCAUUAUUUACCAAUGUUCCCUUCUUCUCCUUCUCCGACGAGACAGACCGCUUUCCGUCAACAACCCACGAACACUUCCUCUUAUACCUUACCUGUCUUACAAUCCUCUGUUAAUUUUCACCAAUCCUCUCAAGACAAAUAUUUUGAUGCUCAGCAGAGGUCCUCUGGUCCCACACCACCGUUAACCCCUACUGGUCAUAAUCGUACGGUGAAAAGGAGAAGUUCCACUUUGCUCGUGAAAAAAUCGGAUGGUGCCGUGGUUAGUCUGUUAAAUGAUGAGGAUGAUUUUAAUACUGUGGCCUUCACAAGCAUGGACGUGGAUCCUUCUUGGGUUCACAAUCAAGAGGAUUCCUCAGCUGGACGGAAGCAAUCAAUCACGGACGAGAUGCUCGUGCAACGUCAUAAACAACGUGGGUUGAGUAACGCUACUACUAAUUUGGCAACUGGCAAUAAGAGAAAGUACGCUUGUAUUCAUCCAAAUUGUGGUAAGAGUUUUACUACGAGCGGUCAUUUGGCUAGACAUAAUCGAAUACAUACGGGUGAGAAGAACUUCUCAUGUUUGAUGCCAGGAUGUGCGUCAAAAUUUUCAAGACAAGAUAAUAUGAUGCAGCAUUAUCGUACUCAUUUAUCUGCGAAAAGUCGCAGAGGUUCCAAGGUCGGUAAUCCUUUACAUCAUCAACCUAUGCCUUUGAUAUUGCCUCCAACUCCGUUAACUACUCCAACUUCAACAACUGUUAACGGUUAUAACUUUGGUGCCAAUCAUCAAAAUGCUGUUCCGUCUGACAAAAAUCCAACUUUGCCACCUGUACGGUCAAUAAUUUCCGAACAAAUGGUGUUACCUCCAAUUCAUACUUUGGAUCCCCCUUUGACAUCUGCUCAACAACAUUCUAUGUUUCAACAAGAUACUGGAUUAAAUAAUAAUUCUCAUUUCAUGAGGAGUGGUGGAAGUGGUCAACAACGAAAUGAAUUUUCUCCAGCUGUCGAUUUAACCAAUCAUUAUGUUAGCAUAAUGAGUUGA
Molecule: messenger RNA, 1192 nt
Organism: Funneliformis mosseae
Lineage: Eukaryota; Fungi; Glomeromycota; Glomeromycetes; Glomerales; Glomeraceae
Source: the annotation of a GenBank genome assembly